AUGGUGUUGAAGCCGUUGGAGUUUUCGGAAUGCCUCGCUGAUACCCCGUGGUUUCGUCAGAAUCUUCAUGAACAUGAAGUCGCUCUCGAGGACGCUUACAAGAGUAUCAAAAACAUCGAAACCCAAUGUCGUGAGCUCAUCUCUUGUACAAGAAAACUCUCACUUGCACAGCGUGCGUUUGCAAAGACUCUGACCGAAUUCAAAAUCGAAACUGUAGGCACAACGCAAACAGAUGAUGAGAGGGUUAUUGGAAACUGUCUCAGGGAGUUCGGGAAGCUCAUUAAUCAAGUCGAAGAGGAGCGGACGAAAAUCCUCAAUGAAGCCGAAUCUCAUUAUUUGGAGCCACUGAAGAAGUUCCGAGUAGAGGCUAUUGGUCGAACAUUGCAUGAAGAGAAGCGUAAAUACGAAAAGGAGAGUACGAAAUUCUAUCAAAGUUUAGAGAAGCACCUCCAUUUGAGUACGAUGCGAAAAAAUGAUUUUCGUGAAGCGGACGCCCAGUUAGAUAUUCAACAGCACAGUUUCUGCAAAGCCUCGUUGCAGUAUGUGGCAGAGAUUCAGUCAGUCCAAGAGCGAAUGAAAUUCGAAUUCGUUGAAACGCUCAGCUCCUUCCUCUACUCGUGGUUAACCUUCUACCACGCUAAGGAAAGUUAUAUGGCUACCAUUGCAGAAGCUGAAGAACUAAAAGAGAAAAUGCUCAAAGCACACGCUAAAGCGACUCCCAUUCAAAUCACCAUGCAGGGGCGGUCAGCGGCUGGUGGUGCUGAGCGUUCAUCGACAAUCAAACAAGGGUAUGUGUACAUGCAGGAAAAAAGCAAAUUACCAAAAACAAUAGGAAGAGAUGUAUUGGCUGGAAAAUGGACCAAAUAUUACUGUGUUUAUUCGAAAGAGACAAGGAUUUUUACAAUGAUACCGAUUACGGCCACAUCGAAAACGGUACGAAUACGCAACCUUUAUUAG
Molecule: messenger RNA, 957 nt
Organism: Cooperia oncophora
Lineage: Eukaryota; Metazoa; Nematoda; Chromadorea; Rhabditida; Trichostrongylidae
Source: the annotation of a GenBank genome assembly